AUGGAAAAGAAGCAAGAAGAAGAAUCAGCGAAAGCAGAAUGCACUCACCAUGAUAAUAAUGUUGAGCUAGGAUUUAUUGAGGAGGUCGAUGAUGAAUUAUUAUUAACUAAUCAAUUUUUUCCAAGUAAGGUCGGUGGCAAACCAGUAUGGCUAGAUCUGCAAGGAAUCCCUUCCGCAGCUAGCUUAACAUGCAAGAAUUGUGGAAACGUAAUGCAAUUCCUUAUACAGCUAUAUUGCCCAGUAGAUGGCGAAUCUGCAUGCUUUCAUCGUACCAUUUAUAUUUUUUGUUGCAGAGAUGGACAGUGCCAUCAGCGUUCUGCACAAGAUUGUUUCCUUGUGUUUCGUAGCCAAUUACCUCGUAAUAAUAGCUUUUAUAGUAGCCAACCUCCUGAUCGACAAAAUCCUCAAAAUUCAUACGAUAAUUCACUCCUUACAAAGUGGUGUUCGUUAUGUAGUUUAUGUGGAAUUCCGAGCGAAAAAAAAUGCGCUAAAUGUGGAACGCCGUAUUGUUGUAGACAACAUCAGGUAUUUGAUUGGAAGCACGGCCAUCGUGAAAAUUGUACUUCUGCAGCCAAAACACCCAUAUUUGCAAGCAAUGAUUACUUAUUUCCGCAAUAUGAUGUUUGUAUCGAUGAUGAUGAUGAAGAUAAUGACAACGACGAUGCUGAUAGUAAAUCUGAUCAUCCUACCGAUUCCAAGCUGACUGGAGAAAACUACCAUGAUUAUAUUAAGUCCGACCUUGCUAAUCAAAUUACAGAAGCCGAUAUAAAAUCUGUGGAAGAUCAUAAUCAUGACGAGGAAUUUCUUGAAUUUAAAGAAAAGAUUCGCCUACAACCAGAUCAAAUCCUAAGGUAUAAGCGUAAUGGAAUUCCCCUAUGGAUUUCAAGCAAGGAUAUCCCCUCAUCAUCCGACAUUCCAGGUUGUUCAUGUGGAGCUAAACGUAUAUUCGAGUUUCAGAUUAUGCCUCAACUCCUCCAUUAUUUAAAGAUUGAAAAUUCUCAAACAAGCAUCGAUUGGGGUAUAUUGUUAGUUUACACUUGCAGCAAGAAUUGCUUGCAUAACAACAAUGACAAAUCCUCUAAUGGGUAUAUGAAAGAAUUUCUCUGGAGACAGAAUUAUUCAUCAGCCGAAACCAAAAGUUAA
Messenger RNA from Trichoplax adhaerens, 1143 nucleotides. RefSeq lists its product as uncharacterized. The coding region runs from base 1 to 1143 and encodes 380 amino acids. The record is from RefSeq and is a predicted model, not a curated record. The transcript is spliced from 3 exons. Gene Ontology annotation, cellular component: cytoplasm; nucleus. Lineage: Eukaryota; Metazoa; Placozoa; Uniplacotomia; Trichoplacea; Trichoplacidae.